AUGGAUCCUACCCCAAGUCCAAAAGACAAACACGAUCUAGAAGUCGACGAAUCAGUAGUAGAUUCAUCCUUAUUCGAAGGUGAACUCUUCGAUGAAAAUGACGCCGAUAAAACAUAUUUAGCAAAAUCAAAAUUAGUGGCCGGAGCAAUUCAAGAAAUGGGGUUUGGAAGAUAUCAAAUUGGUUUAUUCUUCGUCGCUGGAUUCGGUUGGCUUUCGGAUAAUCUUUGGCCAGUAGCAACGGGAUUAAUCUUAGCUAGAUUGAACGAAGUAGAUGGUGUACAUGCCCCACCUGGAAAGGCCCCCUAUUUGACCCUAGCUCAGAAUUUGGGUUUAUUAAUCGGAGCAUUAUUUUGGUCACUUUCUUCAGAUAUAAUUGGUAGGAGAUGGGCGUUUAAUUUAACGUUUUUGAUUACGGGUAUUUGGUCAACUGUUGCAGGCGCAUCUCCCAAUUUUGCUGCAUUGGGGGUAUUUAAUGCAUUUUGGAGUUUUGGAGUUGGUGGGAACUUACCAGUAGAUUCGGCGAUUUUCUUGGAAGCAUUACCUAAGUCACAUCAAUGGUUGUUGACGGUUAUGUCUGGUUGGUGGGCGAUUGGUCAGGUGAUUGCUAAUUUGGUUUCAUGGGGUUUGAUUGCGAAUUAUUCUUGUUCGACGGAUGUUUGUCAUAAAGCUGAUAACAAAGGUUGGAGAUAUUUCUUGUUUGCAAUGGGAGGUUUUACUUUAUUGAUGUUUAUUGCUAGAUUUGCUUUUAGAGUUUUUGAAUCUCCUAGGUAUUAUUUAGGUAGAGGUGAUGAUGCUAGGGCCAUUGAAACAUUGGAAAAGAUUGCCAAAAUUAAUAAAACGGUGUGCCCAAUUACAAUUAAGGAUUUACAUGAUAUAGAUUUGAAAUAUGGAGAAUCAGAUGAUCAAAAGAAGAAUAAGUUACUUCAAGAAACAUUACAUAAAUAUGAUUUCUCCCAUAUAAAAGCAUGUUUUGGCUCCAGAAAAUUGGCAAUUUCUUCAGGAUUAGUUAUAUUCACUUGGGGAAUUAUUGGACUUGCAUUCCCGUUAUACAAUGCCUUCUUACCUUAUUAUCUUGAAACCAGAGGUAAUGCAAAUCAACCAUUAAGUGUGCAUGAGACAUAUAGAAAUUCAUUAAUUGUUUCAGUUUUAGGAAUUCCUGGUGCAUUAGUUGCUGGUUUAUUAGUUGAAUUAAGAAUUGGUAGAAAGGGAACCUUAUUUCUAUCAUUAAUCCUAACUGGAAUAUUUCUUUUCGGUUCUACAACUGCAAAGACAAGUAAUUCAAAUUUAGCAUGGAACUGUAUGUUCUCAUUUGUGUCAAAUAUAAUGUAUGGAGUAUUGUAUGCUUAUACUCCAGAAGUUUUCUUCUCCAGGAUUAGAGGUACGGCUGUUGGAUUGGCAGCGUCAUUCAAUAGAGUAUUGGGUGUGUUUGCUCCCAUUAUUGCAAUCUAUGCUAAUUUACAGACAUCAGCUCCAAUAUUUGUUUCUGGGGCAUUGUUUAUAUUUGCAGGUUUCUUAACAAUAUUCUUCCCGUUGGAACCUAGAGGUAAAGCAAGUUAUUGA
Messenger RNA from Hemisphaericaspora subhashii, 1560 nucleotides. RefSeq lists its product as uncharacterized. Lineage: Eukaryota; Fungi; Ascomycota; Pichiomycetes; Serinales; Debaryomycetaceae. The record is from RefSeq and is a predicted model, not a curated record. Gene Ontology annotation, molecular function: transmembrane transporter activity. The coding region runs from base 1 to 1560 and encodes 519 amino acids. The transcript has a single exon. Gene Ontology annotation, biological process: transmembrane transport.